AUGGGUAACAUAUUCCGAAAUACUACGACUAAAAUCGUUGAUGAUGAUGAUGAUCAACCUGAUCCUACUCGAAUUCGAUUUCCAGCAUCUAUGGGCUCGGAACCAAUUAUAUGUAUCCCACUCGAUCCAAACAUGGAUUCAUCUCCCGAGAAACGACUGACAUUUCGAGUAAGACAGUGUGCCACUGAUUUUCCAGCCACAGUAGAAGCACAUAAAGAUCAUACUAUUGCCAUUCUGAAACAAUAUUUAAUUGAACAUGCUUCGAUACCUUUUCCAAGUAAAGAUGGACGAUGUAAAAUAAUACAAAUAUGGAAUAAAUCAAAUUUACAAGAUGAUCAACCAUUGCAGGAUAGUGGAAGUGAUAAACAUCAGAUGGACAAACGAUAUUUGGGUGGUAGCAUCGAUCAUUUACGAUUGGGUGAAUAUGGUCUGGAAAAUGGAGAUUUUCUCAUGUUCACAAUCAUGUUUCCGCAAAUAGCGAACGUCUCGAAUAAUUUACUGUAA
Adineta ricciae is the source of this 504-nucleotide messenger RNA. Lineage: Eukaryota; Metazoa; Rotifera; Eurotatoria; Adinetida; Adinetidae. The record is from the annotation of a GenBank genome assembly.